Messenger RNA from Spodoptera exigua (beet armyworm), 1748 nucleotides. NCBI's taxonomy places the organism in Eukaryota, Metazoa, Arthropoda, Insecta, Lepidoptera, Noctuidae. The record is from the annotation of a GenBank genome assembly.
CAUUUACAAUGUCACUAUGACGUGUACGAUUUUCAUUAAGUGUCAAGUGACUUAUUGAUUCCAAAGAAUCCCAUGAAUUUAUUUUAUUAAAUGAAAGAAAAUAGCUGUAAAAUGGCAAGUAAAAGCAAGCAGAAUGCAGAUGGAAGCAAUAAGGUUAAAUUACAGGAUUCAGCAUGGAAGCGAGCGUUAGUUGCAAACGCCGAAUGGCCGGACAAGGAAGAGUUUUUAGACGUCAUCUAUUGGAUGCGACAAGCUAUGGGCAUUUUUUUGGGUCUGUUUUGGGGCCUACUGCCAAUGAAAGGCUUCGUUGGUUUGUUACUGUUUGUGCUAGUAAAUGCAGCAGUGAUAUACUUUUAUGUUAACAAUUUCCAAAACAUUGAUGAAGAGGAAUAUGGUGGUAUAUGGGAAAUAACAAAGGAAGGCUUCAUGACUUCAUUUGCUGGAUUUUUGGUAACUUGGAUUAUAGUUUAUACAGGGCUACACAUUGCAGACACUUUAUGAGACAUGACUUGAAGCAAAUAAGUGCUACAGUAUCAAGCCAAGACUUUUAUGAGAGAGUCCUAGUACAAAAUAUGUGGACAGUAUGUUCUGUGGUUUCUUCAUAAAAUAAUUAUAAGCUCGUUUUGUUGUCGCUUUUAUAAAUAUCACUCGGAUUGUUCAUAUUAUUCCAUUUGUUUUUUUUUAUUUAUAGUCUAAUUUAUUAUAAUUUCUGAAGUCCUUACAAGGAGGUUCUAUGUCUGUACUUUGUACAUAUUUUUGUUGUAAGGACUUUGCAUUGAUUUUGUUUAAAUCCUGUGUUGGAUAUGUUCAAGUCACUUUAUCAGUCAACGAAAUUUAAUUUAGUUUUGUAAUUAACACCAGAAUUACAUAAUCAACACUUUGAUGUAUGUGGUUUUCUAGCCAGUGCCAAUUAGGGCUAAAUUUUGUACCAUUUGUAAAGCAAUAAUUGUAUAAGUUUUGUAAGAAUUUGUGUAUGGCAAGCUACAUGGAAAAAAUUCAGUAUAUUGUGCAAGCAGGCUGCUUGUAAAGUACUUUUGUAAUGGUUGAACAAUAUUUUUUUCAGAAAAUUCCUCUUAUAAAAAUUCCACAGUCAUGCUCUGUACACACUUGAAAUAUUGACACAUCUGUAACUUCAUUGUUCGUGCAGUACUAAAUAUUUGGAAACAAUACAUGUAAAUUGCUAUUCAAGUCUUCAAGUUGUACUUGUGUAGUACUAUACCUAUGUGCACUGCCAAAAACCUAAUAAAUAUUAUCAUACCUGGCUUCAAAUGUAUAAGUACAAGACAUUGUAUUUAUUCUCUAAAGCUUUAUGGACAAAAAUGAAAUGUAACUUUUGGGUGGCAGAAAAAUUUAAUACUUUGGUCUAACAGCAUUUUGCGAUAUUACUGGACUCUUUGAUAUAACUACUAUAAUAUAGUAUUUGUAGAGAGAAUGCACUGUCAUUUAUUUUGACUGUUUUCCUCUCGACAAUAGUAGCUCAAGAGCCCUUGUCCACCAGACAUCCGUCACUACCAGGGAAGUAAUGUCACAUGGCCCUGGGCUCUCUGACUAAACAUAAAUGCUAUUAUGCCUUUGGUUGGAUAUUAGAAAGUUGCCCAGAUUUGAGAAAUAGGUUAAAUUUUUUCUCAAGUUUCAUAUUUUAGUCAGGACAGUUAAAAAUUUUAGGAUUAGGAUUCGUUUUAUGAAGUGUAUGUAGAUAUGCUGUGAGUUGAUUUAGUGUCGCCACAUACUGAGCUAUAAAACGAACC